Molecule: messenger RNA, 510 nt
Organism: Acanthamoeba castellanii str. Neff
Lineage: Eukaryota; Discosea; Longamoebia; Acanthamoebidae
Product: PH domain containing protein
Exons: 4
Coding region: 1-510 (169 amino acids)
Biological process (GO): endosome organization; retrograde transport, endosome to Golgi; receptor recycling
Cellular component (GO): early endosome; recycling endosome; trans-Golgi network
Source: RefSeq, a predicted model, not a curated record
AUGAAGCCCGAGAACAAGUGGAUGGACGCGGAGGCGGCCGAGGGGGAGGAAGGCCCGCCCCAACGACGAGUGUUCAAGAAGGAAGCGGCAGAGGCCAUGGGACACAUGGAAAAGCUGUUCACGGACCAGAGGCAGCUGGUGAUGGCUCGCUACCCUUCGCUGGCUGCCGACCAUCUCGCACAAUCGGCCAAUGCCGAGCGAACAGGCUACCUCUACAAGCAAGGUGGACUCGAUCGCCGACGGUGGCAAAAGCGUUGGUUUGUUCUGGUCGACGAUUUCCUCUUCUACUACUCUUCUUCUUCCAGCGCGACGCCAAAGGGCAUCGUCCGAUUAGACCGAUUACGGGCGAAGCCCGCACGGCCGCACGACGAUCCGGAGAGGGAGCACGCCUUCAGCCUGCCGGCCCAGAAGAAGCUCUACGUGCUCGCCGCCUCCUAUCUCGAGGAGCGCGACGAGUGGCUUGAGGCCAUCAACCGCGCCAGCUUCUUCGUCACGGGCCUCUCGUCGUGA